Pseudovirgaria hyperparasitica is the source of this 2184-nucleotide messenger RNA. RefSeq lists its product as uncharacterized. The record is from RefSeq and is a predicted model, not a curated record. Bases 1 to 2184 code for a protein of 727 amino acids. NCBI's taxonomy places the organism in Eukaryota, Fungi, Ascomycota, Dothideomycetes, Acrospermales, Acrospermaceae. The transcript has a single exon. Gene Ontology annotation, molecular function: DNA binding. Gene Ontology annotation, biological process: regulation of DNA-templated transcription.
AUGAGUCAACAAGAACCACUCCUUUCGAAUGUAGAGCAUACCAUGACGCCGGUUCUGGACGAUGCUAUGUGGCUGAACGAAUACAUUGUCGGUGGAAGCUAUCACACCAGUGAUUCAAAUGUUCAGGGUGAGGUCAGGCACAUUCUGGAUUGGCAUACAACAUCGCCGCCUGCCAUUGAAGAGAAUUUGAACGCUGCUCAGAGCUCUGCCAACUGGUGUACAAAUGUUUCAGAAGGCAUUGUUACAUCCACUGUUGCUUCAAUGCCUGGUCUCGAAGGCGGUGCAGAACCUGCACCGAAGCACACCAAAGUCAAAUCGGUGAAGAGAUCCCGGAGACAUAAUAAUCACAGCCCCCUGAGACUCACGAGCCCUUCAAUCAGCUUGCGGCAUGAACGCACGGUUCCAUCGAAAAAGCGUCGAUCUUCUUUCUUGCCAGCCCAAACAGCUGCUCUACAAGAUUGGCUAAAGGCCCACAGAGAAUGCCCGUACCCUACUGCUCAGGACAGACUUCGUUUAGCCAAGUCAACUUCUCUCAGUGUGGACCAAGUCAAUCGAUGGUUCACGAACAGGAGAGCUCGUCACACUGAGCCACAUCGAUUACUUUUACCGCAAGGUCAACAGCACUUGGAAAAGAGCCCCUUAGAAGCAUAUCUGUCGUCUCCGAUGGAGAAUGAAGCAGUGGAGGAGUCGACAAUACGAAAUGCUAGUCAAAGUCCUGAAUACUACAGUCAUUGCUUCCAAAUGGGGCGAUCCGAUUCUUGUCUAUCUGCAGGGGACGUAUCAUCAUAUCUUGACCCUUCCUCAUCUUCCCACACACCGCAGAAUACAUUCUAUAACAUCCGCAAGCAAGGUCGGAAGCGACCAAUCUGGAGUCCACCUACAAUAACCGGAAGUGAAUCCAAAAGAAACAAGCCUCCACCAACAUCUGCGCCUUCGAUGUCAGUUGAAAAUGCAGAAGCAGUAUUUUGGUGUACAUUCGCUGGCUGCCAUGUACGACUCACAAGCAAGACUUGGAAACGACACGAAGAGACUAAGCACGCCCCGCGACAUCGCUGGACCUGCAUGCUACAGGGAUUCCGGGUGCAAAGUAGUUUGACAGGGUCAGCAAUUUGUGCGUUUUGUGGUCUGACUGAACCUCAAGACACUCAUGCAUUUGCAUGCAGUCGUAUAUCGGAAUGUCAGAAACGGAAAAAUUGCGAGAGGACUUUUGCACGGAAAGACCAUCUGAAGCAGCACUUGAAGAACUUCCAUCACUCCCGAUUCGAUAAGAGUAUGGAGUGCUGGAAAAUAGACGCUGACCCAUCGGAGACCCAUUGGACUUGUGGAUUCUGUGGUGAGUUGUUAUAUGGAUGGAAUGCACGUGCCCUACAUAUCAGCAAGCAUUUUCGCGAUCAGAACUGCCACAUUAAAGACUGGGACGUCGAUCGCUUCAACAAUCCCGAGUCCCAACACGCCUGUACAACCUCCUUUGUCGAUGAAACAUUCAAGUACCCAUAUCCUGCUUCAGUACCGUCCGGUUUCUCUUCCAAAACUGCACGCCCUGAUCUCUUCCUCCAUAUACCGGAUAUGAUCAACCCUACAUCUCCUUCUCCCGUCGACGCCUACCCAGAUACUAUAAUUACUCCGACCGAUCCCAUAACCUUACCUCCACCAGGUCUCCAGACUCCCCUCCGUGAACCUUCAGCCUUCAGCGACGGCAUGCAGUCACCCAGCUCAUAUCCGCAACAAUGGGCCACAACAUCUCCAACCCCCUUCAUAACUUUUACGUCCGACGAUCCGUCUGGCCAGAACAAGCGCCCUCUUGCUCAUGUCUCGCCUGUCGUUAUCCCACCGCAAGGGCUUCAGUCACGCGACUACGCUCGUCUUGAACAACGCGUCUUCGCCCUUGAAGCUGAACUUCAGCUCGUGCGCCGCCAGCAGUCACAAACCCCUGAGCCCACUUUCGCAACACUGGCUGUACCACCUCCUACAUAUGGGCCUCGUCGGCGUAGGCAUUCGAGAUCUACGAGCCAGGAGGAGAUUGGAGACGAGUUGAGAGUGUAUAAAUGUUCAGAGCCAAGCUGUCCAAGCCAGGCAGGGUUUCGAUACCCGCUACAGUUGGUUAGACAUGAGAGAGCUGCGCACCAUGAGAGGCGGUGGCAGCACAUAAUGAGGAUAGCGGAAGAUGAGGUUCCGAGAGAGUAA